Protopolystoma xenopodis is the source of this 294-nucleotide messenger RNA. The record is from the annotation of a GenBank genome assembly. NCBI's taxonomy places the organism in Eukaryota, Metazoa, Platyhelminthes, Monogenea, Polystomatidea, Polystomatidae.
AUGGCCGCCGCCUGCCUGCCCGACUUGCGCCGGUCUGAAGCGCUUCGCCAGGCCGUCCGAGACGUGGGCCGUGCCUCGGUCGGCCUGGUGCGGGCCACUGGCGGCGGGGGUCUUGGCACUCGAGGAACCCCGUCGGCAGCCGCCGAACUCCAGGCGGGUGCCUCCAGUUUGUCGCAGGCUGCGCAGAAGUCGACUAUGAGUGCGGCCCAUGCCGGUCUCGUAGAGCUGGACCAGAGAUCCAGCACCAUGCAUGCGAAGGUAGCACCAUACUCUUUUCAGGAAUUUGUAGGAUAA